Molecule: messenger RNA, 1597 nt
Organism: Rhopalosiphum maidis (corn leaf aphid)
Lineage: Eukaryota; Metazoa; Arthropoda; Insecta; Hemiptera; Aphididae
Product: forkhead box protein O1-like
Exons: 4
Coding region: 1-1347 (448 amino acids)
Biological process (GO): regulation of DNA-templated transcription
Cellular component (GO): nucleus
Molecular function (GO): cis-regulatory region sequence-specific DNA binding; DNA-binding transcription factor activity
Source: RefSeq, a predicted model, not a curated record
AUGUCGUUGUCGUCGUCUUCGUCAACCGCGGUCACUCAGCCCAGCCCGCUGUCGGACGGACUGUGUUCGUUGGUGUUGUCCAAGAGGUACCUGUCGUGCGCCAGACCGCCGCACGUGUACAAGCUGGAACGCGAGAACAAUCUGCUGGACGGCGGCGGUGGCGGCGGCGGAGGAAUCUGCGAAGACUCGUCCGCAGUCGCCGCCGACUGUUGGCCGUCCACCGCCUGGGUAUCGCCGCCGACCGCGUCCGCCGCGGUGCACGCCCGCUACGAGCCUUCCGACGUGUUCACGCCGCUGGUGUUCGAAGAGAUGCAACCGUCGCCGUCACCGCCGUCGCAGAUGUCCAUGUGGUUACGGCCUGUGGAACGUUACAAUCAGCCGCAGUCGCAGCCACCGCCGCCGCCGCCGCCGCCGUCGCAUCAUCACGUGCAGUCGGCGUCCGGCGCGGGCAAUACGCUGCAGCAAAGACGCCCGUUACAGCACCUGCCACCGCCAGCACAAUCGUCGCUGCAGCCGCCCGCCAAGACCGUGUCGGCCGCCGAACCGCAAAACCAAAACGGCAACAAGCCCGGCGACUUGAGUUGGCUGGUCAACUUUCAGGUGGCGUCCAUAUUCGAACCCACCUGUAACGGCGGUACCGCCACCGGUGGAAAUGGUGCUGGUCCAGGAGUUAAUGUCAUGGACACCGAAUGGCCGGAGCCAGAGACGCUGAAACAGAAAAAAAAAUCCACCAAAUUAGAUCAGAAACCUUCGUCCAAAAUAAGCCGAAAACCAUAUAGAAUGCCACCUUCGAGGUUAGAUAAAGCCAACAAACCUGGAUACACCUACACAGAAAUGAUUCAUCAAGCCUUAAUAGAAAAAAAAGAACUACCAGUAGCAGAAAUCUAUCAAUGGAUAUCAAGUCAUUUUCCGUAUUUCCGCGAAGACGAUGAACGUUGGAAAAAUUCUGUGCGUCACAAUUUGUCCAUUAAUCCUAAUUUCAGAAAAGGUAGAAAAUCUCAAGGCGCUGGACAUUAUUGGCGGCUGUGCAACAUUGAAGAGAGUUUGGGCCAACGAGAAUAUUCCAUGGCUACUGAAGACGACACAUCUUCGCCACAAGAGUCAUCAGAAUUAGAACAAGCUUGCAAAUAUUUAGAAGGGGAGUUACAACGAGAUAGUUUGGAAGAUGUAAAAAUGAUUCAAAAUAUCAACACAGAAUUAGAGAAUGAAAUAUAUACCAAUUCGUUUUUGAUUUCCAGUCCAUCAAAGUACGUAAACGAACAAAUCAGUUUAUCAAAUAAUGAUUUUCAUUCAUACAGUGAAAACCUGUUGGAGGAGUCCAUUGACUUUCAAUAUUACAAUUUAUAAAUCUUCCAGCUCAAACUAUCUUGGUUUCAAAAAUUCCAAAUUUUUUACAUAUAUAUAUAUAUAUAUUUAAGACUGACCAACAGGUGACCUUUUUAUAAAACUAAUUUUACUACACGAUUGAUUAAUUCCAUCAAUCCAGACACUCGAAUUUGUUCAGUUUGCGUUUAUGAAGCUUUUUUUUUGUUACCAUUAUAAUGUAAAAACAUUUUUGAUCAUCCUGAUUCUAGUCAAUUAUUUAUUAUUUCAAAUA